Hemicordylus capensis (graceful crag lizard) is the source of this 3416-nucleotide messenger RNA. It is a transcript of the gene AP1M2, whose product is annotated as adaptor related protein complex 1 subunit mu 2. Gene Ontology annotation, molecular function: clathrin-cargo adaptor activity. The transcript has 12 exons. Bases 97 to 1368 code for a protein of 423 amino acids. Lineage: Eukaryota; Metazoa; Chordata; Lepidosauria; Squamata; Cordylidae. Gene Ontology annotation, cellular component: clathrin-coated vesicle; clathrin adaptor complex. Gene Ontology annotation, biological process: intracellular protein transport; vesicle-mediated transport. The record is from RefSeq and is a predicted model, not a curated record.
UCCCUUUAAGACAACCCAGCUCACCUGUUUACUUACCUGGGCCAGUUGGUUGCAGAGAACCGGUGAAGAGGCGGAAGUAGGUGCAGCAGCAGCAGCAUGUCCGCCUCAGCAGUUUUUAUCCUUGAUCUGAAAGGCAAGCCACUGAUCAGCCGCAAUUAUAAAGGUGAUGUGAGCAUGUCAGAAAUCGAUUAUUUCAUGCCGCUGCUGAUGCAGAAGGAAGAAGAAUGUGCCCUGACACCACUCCUAUCACGUGGGAAGGUCCACUUUCUCUGGAUCAAACACAGCAACCUCUACUUGGUGGCCACUACCAUGAAGAAUGCGAAUGCCUCCCUGGUAUAUUCAUUUCUUUACAAAGUGGUAGAGGUAUUUUCUGAAUACUUCAAAGAGCUGGAAGAAGAGAGCAUCCGUGACAAUUUUGUCAUUGUAUAUGAAUUACUGGAUGAGCUAAUGGACUUUGGUUUUCCCCAGACAACAGACAGCAAAAUUCUGCAGGAGUAUAUCACUCAGCAGGGCAACAAGCUGGAGACAGCCAAAUCCCAUGUUCCACCCACUGUCACCAAUGCAGUCUCCUGGAGAUCAGAAGGCAUCAAAUACAAAAAGAAUGAGGUCUUCAUUGAUGUCAUUGAGUCUGUCAAUCUACUGGUCAAUGCCAAUGGGAGUGUCCUGCUGAGUGAGAUUGUGGGCUCCAUCAAGCUAAAGGUGUUCCUAUCAGGCAUGCCAGAGCUACGCUUGGGUCUAAAUGACAGAGUGCUCUUUGAGCUCACAGGACGUGGAAAAAAUAAAUCUGUAGAGCUGGAGGAUGUAAAGUUCCACCAGUGUGUGCGGCUCUCACGAUUUGACAAUGACCGCACCAUCUCCUUUAUCCCACCCGAUGGCGAUUUUGAACUCAUGUCCUAUCGACUGAACACACAGGUGAAGCCUCUCAUCUGGAUUGAGUCUGUCAUUGAGAAGUUCUCUCACAGCCGAGUAGAGAUCAUGGUUAAGGCAAAGGGCCAGUUCAAGAAGCAAUCAGUGGCUAAUGGUGUGGAGAUAUCUGUGCCGGUCCCAAGCGAUGCUGAUUCUCCCAAGUUCAAAACCAGCAUUGGCAGUGCGAAAUACCUGCCUGAGAAGAAUGUUGUCAUCUGGAGUAUCAAGUCCUUCCCGGGUGGCAAGGAGUACUUGAUGCGAGCCCAUUUUGGGCUGCCAAGUGUUGAGAAUGAAGAACUGGAAGGUCGGCCACCCAUCUCAGUCCGGUUUGAAAUACCUUACUUCACAGUUUCUGGAAUUCAGGUGCGGUACAUGAAGAUAAUUGAGAAGAGUGGAUACCAGGCUUUGCCAUGGGUCCGCUACAUCACCCAGAGCGGGGAUUACCAGCUCCGGACACAUUAGCCUUGUGACUCUGCAGAUUCUGACACCCACACAGAUGAAGGAGUCUGGAUUCCUAGAGUACCCUUCUCAUAUGUAGAUGUCUCUGUUUGGAACAGAUUUUGUGUGUAUUGUGUGUGCAUUUUCUCUCAGAAUGCCAUCGUGUUCCUCCACUGCCCAACUGCAACUUGAUUUAUCAGCUUUUGGACUAUUAUGCCUAAAAGAAAAUGAUGAUUCCAUUGGUUGAGGUGGGAUUUGUACCACUUCACAACUUGAAUAGCAAUGGACCUGUUUUGGGUGAAAUGCCUUACCAGGGCUUCUUGUGGGAGAGGCUUCCCAGGAGUAAUGCCUUAAUUCAGAACCUUUUGCCUAAGAGGAUUCCAUAGAACAAGAGCAGAUGGGAUUGCUCCCUCAAUGAUGUCCCUUUCUUCUGGGAGCUUGGUGUGGCAAUCUGCCCUGACUUGCAAGUGGCUGAGUCACCCAACUUGAAGGGUGACUCCUGGGUCCCCCUGGGUCCCUAUUCCAGUGUAAAUUGGAUUAGAAAUGGGAAGAUCAGAUAGAGAGAGAUCUCUUCCUACUAUUGUGCGGAAGCUGGAACUGGAGAUUGGAACUCAGAUCUCAGCUUAGGUGCAAAUUCUCUGGGUCCUUCUUUUUCUCAACCUCUGUUCCCUACAUGUAAAAUGAAAAUAACAGCCACCUACCUCAUGGGUUGUAAAGAUGAGUUAUGCAGGUAACUACUCUUCCUUGUCCUUAGAAUAUGAUGAGCGGUAUGUAUAAGUGAAAUCAAUCAAUCAGUUGUAAUGAGGGGGAUUAUGUUGAUGUGUGACAUUAGUCCCAACCCUGCUUUUCUCUCCUAGGCCCCCUCAAGCUUUGCUCUCAAGAAAUAUGGAACUGCUUUCUCUUCCUGCUGUGUUGGACAGUUCUUACAAGUCAAGCCCUCACUGAGUCUACUCUACAGUCAUACUAGCAAAAAUCAUGUGUAUCAAGAGCUCUUAAUUUAAUCCAAAUAUGCCAUAUCACAAGGACCAAACAUGUCUAUUCUGGAAUCCCUGGAACUGCUUUCCAGAAAUGGGGCUCCUUUUAAACUUUUUUCUAUCCUUCAAAGUUUGUGGGGGUGGGUGGAGGCUGUUACAUACAAUUGAUUAGUAUAAAUGCCUUUAUGAAUUUUCAAAGGAAAGCAAAAUGCAGAUUUAGGGGCUCACAUACAAACUAAUGCAGUGCUUAUGAAAGUACAUGUUGCCCAUGCAAGAGGCAGCAAAUUUUCCCAAUCCCCCUUCCCUUUGCCGCCCCUGAAAAUAUGUCACUGAGAAUUGAGGGACCUUCAGGGACAAAUUGGGGGUGGCAAAAACUAGGGACAACAGAAGAGGGCAUUGGCAAAAAUCUCCCCCCCCCCCACUAGAGUGAGCAUGUCAUUAUUCUAUAUGUGAGCCAGGGUAGUUAACACAUACCAAUGUUCUGCAUUUUUCUCCAUGUAUUGCUAGUAGUGCUAAGCUCUAUUGUGUAUUGCUCAGCUCUACUUGCAUACUCUCAAACAUGACUGAUACUUCAGAAUGCAGGAAUCAACCUUACUGUGAUAUCCUUCAAUGUUUUACAAUUCCCUUUGUCCUGUGUAGUCCACCUUCUUCACAUUUAUUAGGGGUUUUCUUUCUCAAAUUGGAAUGUGUACACAACUGCAUGUUCAACAUCCUAUCUUAAUUACUGAAAUCUCCUUUUCACUUUGGCAUAUGACAUCAGAAAAGAGAAUACCCACCUGAGCAGCAAUUAACUUAGCUUUCAUUUAGGAGAACAAAUGUAUCCAUACUUAUGUUGGAAUGACUCCUAUUAGAGGGACUCAGAGAGAUUUAACUUUUAAGUAGCAAUGCAUAAGUCUUGGCUAUAAGAAUUUGGGACGAGAUAAGCCACUAGUUUGUGUAAACCUGCUUAACUGUUUUUCUUUGCUUUGUUCCUGCUGUCUGUGGCUGGAUAAUGUGGAGUGGGAGGGAAGGAAAAAGCAGGGGCUGUGAGGAAAUGGCUUGUGCAAAGGAAUGGAGUGAUGUGUAUUUACCUUCAAAAUAAACUGACAUUGAUGAUGA